GCUGCAGCUAAGAAAGCCUUCAUCACAGAGAUGCCCUCAUCAUCAGGCCAGCCUGGUCAGGGAAAGAAGAUUGGCCACAGAGGGGUUGAUGCAUCAGGAGAAACUACUUACAAGAAGACCACAUCCUCCGCCUUGAAAGGUGCCAUCCAGCUGGGCAUUGGUUACACGGUGGGCAAUCUAAGCUCCAAGCCUGAGAGAGAUGUGCUGAUGCAGGACUUCUAUGUGGUGGAAAGCAUCUUUUUCCCCAGUGAAGGCAGCAACCUCACUCCAGCUCACCAUUUCCCAGACUUCCGCUUCAAGACAUAUGCUCCUGUGGCCUUCCGUUACUUCAGAGAACUUUUUGGUAUCAGGCCAGAUGACUACCUGUACUCCCUGUGUAACGAGCCUCUGAUUGAACUGUCUAAUCCUGGAGCAAGUGGUUCAGUCUUUUAUGUUACAAAGGACGACGAGUUCAUCAUCAAGACUGUGAUGCACAAGGAAGCUGAGUUCUUACAGAAACUGCUGCCUGGAUACUACAUGAACUUGAAUCAAAACCCUCGCACUUUGCUGCCCAAGUUUUUUGGCCUCUACUGUGUCCAGUCAGGCGGGAAAAACAUCCGCAUGGUGGUGAUGAAUAAUGUCCUUCCCCGCGUAGUACGCAUGCACCUCAAAUACGACAUGAAGGGCUCCACCUACAAGAGGCGUGCGUCAAAGAAAGAGAGGGAGAAGGCUCGGCCCACGUUCAAAGAUCUGGACUUCAUGCAAGACUUACAGGAUGGACUGAUGCUGGACCAGGACACAUAUAACGCACUUGUCAAAACGCUACAGAGAGACUGCCUGGUGUUGGAAAGCUUCAAGAUCAUGGACUAUAGCUUGCUGCUCGGUGUUCACAAUAUGGACCAGGCAGAGAGGGAGAGGCAGAUGGAGGGCUCACAGGGUGACAGUGAUGAGAAGAGGCCCGUGGCCCAGCAGAAGGCCCUCUACUCCACAGCCAUGGAGUCCAUUCAGGGUGGAGCAGCCUGCGGAGGGUCCAUCGACACUGACGACACGAUGGGUGGUAUCCCAGCAGUCAAUGGAAAGGGAGAGAGACUCCUUCUGUACAUUGGAAUCAUCGACAUCCUGCAGUCCUACAGGCUUAUCAAGAAACUGGAGCACACGUGGAAGGCUUUGGUUCAUGAUGGGGACACUGUGUCAGUCCACCGGCCCGGCUUCUAUGCGGAUAGGUUCCUUAAGUUCAUGAGCAACACAGUUUUCAGGAAGAGUUCCUCUCUGAAAUCCUCUCCUUCUAAGAAGGGCCGUGUGUCAUUGAUGGUGCCUAAGUGCGCUGGUCCUGGUGCAGCCUGGUCAGCGAGCCAGCUGCCCUGUGAGAGGGAUGAGAACAUCUACGACCUGAGAGGAGCUCGUAGCUUUCCAACACUGGAGGAUGAGGGGCGGCCAGAUCUUCUUCCAUGUACUCCUCCAUCAUUUGAGGAAGCCACCACAGCGUCAAUCGCCACCACGCUGUCUUCUACCACCUCUCUGUCCAUUCCUGAGAGAUCCCCAUCUGACACAUCAGAACACCCUCGCUACAGGCGGCACACCCAGUCUCUCAGCCAUGAUGUGAGGACCCAGGAGGAGCUGCGUGUGCGUGAGGAGGAUCAGCAGACCAUCACAGUGGAGGUGGAGUUAAAGAGACAUGACAGCGAGCCCACCAUCUCUGUUCCACAGCUUUCACCUGAAACCCGUGAGGUUCAGGAAAUAGUUGGCGCUGAGGCUCCAGACACCGCUGAUGUAGCAGCACCUUCCUCCAGUCCAUCAGUACCUGAGACUGAGGCUGAGGCUGAGGCUGAGGCCUCCUCCUCGUCUGCCCCAGCUGCUACCUCCUCUCCUGGGGAAACAGAGGAAGCACCGUCCAGUCCCAGUUUGGUGGUGAUAGAGGCAGACCGGGCCAGCCAGAUGUCUGGGUCAGGCUGCACCAGCCAGGCUUCAGUCGAUGAUGAUGAAGAUGUGCCAGCCACAGAUAUCUACUUUUUUCCUGAUGGGAGGACCUGGGUGGUCUCUCCUGUCCGACAGAGGAGGAAAUGCCGGUCCAGAAGGACACCUCCAGAGGACAGGACCUGGGUAUACUCUCCGCUACACUAUGGCUCAGAGUCAAAGGCCCUGCCAGAUGGGGAUUGGGAAAGAGAGACAUAAAACGGUGUUCUCCGGCAGAGAGGAGCGAGCUUCUCAGUGGAGAGAGGAUGUCACCGGGUCUGACGUGCAGACCUCAGCAGUAGCAGCAGGAUCUCUGUCUGAACCAGGAUUUUCAACAAACAUGCAGAUGAUGAGGAUGAAGACACUUGAGGAAAAAAGAGACUGACCAAGAGAGGGUUUUGGGGGAUCCUGACAUUAUGACGAUGCCCCCGCCUUCCACCCUUAACAAAAUGAAAAAUAUAUCAGUUUAAUGUUUGUAUGUGUGACAUAGUGCGCAUAAGGCGGUAGUCUUACAUGUUUACAUACAUGAGUAGACUGUAGGUUCUAAUUCAUACAAGCACAGCCCCCUAACAGGCUGUCAAUAGGCUUUUCCACUCAGUUUUCACACACACUUGUGACAUAAGUGAGUAAGUGCCGCUUACUCACUCUGAAUUUCCACUUCAAAUAUUUAAUUGACUCAAUUAGACUGGGCCUCCAUCCAACCUUUUUAAAGCCUACUCAAUUUAAGAAAGUACACAAUUAUAUCUGUUUUGCACAUUAUGUACAAGGGCAGCUAUGUCCUAUGUAAUGAUGCAGCAAAGAGGAUGCAGCACUAAUCAUCGUAUACCUGGGAGAACAGGUGAUUAAAGCAGUCCCGGUCGCUUGUUCCUUUGAAUUUUGCAGAUUAGCUUUGCAUUUUAAAUUGUCCUGAGCCACUUGUGCUGUGAUCGCACAUUCGACCUUGCUCAUGUCAUCAUUAAUUACUUUUUUUAUGCAAAUCAUCAUCAGUAUAUCCACCUCUCCCCAGUGCUUAAUUUAUAAUACAUUUAUUAUUUAAAAUUAUAUUAUAAGAUACAUUUUAAAUGCAAAAUUGAGGAUUAAUGCAGUGGUCUUGUUUUUCCAUCCAGGAUCUAAUAUAUCUAUUAUAUUUAAGAUUUCCAGGAAUGUCACUGGAUUAAAUAUACAGUGACUUUAUUGUUACACGUCAUAGAAAAAGGGUUGUGUAUAUUUAUGUUGUGGUCUUCAGCUUUGAUUAUUUAAGCCUCUCAAGGAAAAAGAACAUUUCCAUGUACAAAUCAAAGUCUUAUCAACUUCAUAACAUUUGUCCUUGCGGUUUUUACCAAACUGGAAACUCAAAAGCUGCUGAUUUCUGAUUGGAUGUUUGUGACCAAAAUGCCCUCAAAGAAUCAUUCUUAAUUCCCCGUUUUACCACUUUUAUGUAGACAUGUGAGUGUUUAUCAAUGAAUCCUGAUAUUUUCUAACACUUUUGUCUAUAUUUUGUACUGAAUGUUCAACCAGGACCAUUUUCUGUCCAUCUAAGCCGUGGAAGUGCUCUUUAUCUUUGCCAGUGAAGAACAUUACUGUGGCUUUAACUUCUGAGGCUGUAGGAGUUUGUGUGAUAGCUCUCACAACCUCACAACUCCCACUUAAAUGUGCAUGUUAGUGUUUUAGAUGACCCCUCCUCGUCACUGUCUGGACAUGCAGUGUGCCACAGAGAGUGAGUGGUCAAGUCCGUGGUGUUAGAGGACUGUGCUUGUGAUCGUAGAACUGGAGUUGCAGUGAUAACCAUCAUUAGACUAAUGAAAAGAGAUCAUCUAAUCAUCGUUACUGUACGUCAUCCUCACAUUCCCAGUAGUUUAGCGUGUAGAGGAGAUAUUUGACAGACAUUUCCUUUAGUCAAAAAACAGUGGUAAGACGUGGUUGGAAUCCAUUAUAGUUUAUAAAUGAUAUCAAAAGUUUUUGCAACUUUUUUUGUUUUUCUGAACAUUUCUUCAGCUUCUUUUUCUUUUCUUUUCUUUUCUUUUUUUACUGUGAACUUUAAAUUAUUUCGUCUGUAUUUUAUUCUUAUAUACACUGUUAUGGUACACCUUUGUUUCCCCUCCAUUUGCAUCCAAAGAAAUUCAGUUUUUGUUGGAUCAUUUUAAGCACUGCAGCUUUUUCUUUGUUUUGUUUUCAUGUUGAGUUUGUUGUGUAUAUUCAGUGUUAACCCUUUUUUUUUCACUACAGCUGAGGAUUAUGACUAUUGCCUUCAAAACAGAAGGCGGUGAUUACAACGUUAAGGCAGCAGACAUUGUUAGUCAGUACAGUAAUGUUCAUGUCUUUACAGUGUCUUCCAUUGUCACCCUACUUUUGGACAAGAUGCACUCAACUGUGUGUGUAUGUAUACAGUAUAUGUGUACAUACAUAUAUAUACAUAUGUAUGUACAAACAUUGAGGGCAAAGCUGUCAUUUGUAUCAAAGGAAUUUCACUUCUUUAGGUGGAAGAAUUAUCAGUGUAACAGUGACAUUUAUCUAUAUUUGGUCAACCUCACCUCCUGAUAGAAAGAAAUCUAUUGAAUGGACAUUUUAAAAAAAAUUGUAGAUGUAGAGCAACAGUUGUAGUGUUUGCGGUCAAUAUCGUACCCGUUAUUUGUAUAUUUGAUUCAACACGGUGCGUUGCGGUGAUGACUUGUUGAGACACGGCGGGUUUGUAAAUGAGUUUAAUGUUGUUUGCACUUAAACCGAGGACCUAAAGAUGAACCAGUGAUAGAGGCCAAAUAAACAUUACGUUAUCGUAGCUUCUUUUCUUUUUCCUUUUGUUGUCAGUAUAUAGGAUCUUCUGCUCACACAGCCUGUUAUUUAGACAGUGUUUACCCUCUGGUGAUCAAGUGUGUGUGUGAUGGUGAAGUUGAUCACAGUCAUUGUAGGGUAAAUGUUUACUGUAGUCACUCUGUGAUUCUAAAGGUACAGUGUGUAAAACUGAGUAGCAUUUGUUGGUGAAGUAGUAUCCCUCACCUCAGCCUUCCCUUUCAAAUGUGUGGAAGGUUAACCUAUGUAGCCUUCAGAAAACUCGUCAAAACUCUAAACAUGUUUAGUUUGUCCAUUGUGGGCUACUGUAAAAACAUGGUGGUCCAAAAUCAGGUCAUUGUACACUUAUUUUAUCUUCAAUUACUGCCAAAUGAAAAUGAUUUCACCUAAAUUUGACACACUGUACCUUUAAGUUAAAGCUGCUUUAUCCAAGCUAAUUCCAGAAAGUGUUUUGUUUUGUUUUUUCUUGUUCACAUGUGUGUUUGUGUGUGUGUGUGUAAAGGGAGGACACAUCACUCAGAAAAAAGAACAUGAACAUUUAAGCAAACUUUAAAAGAAAGAAAAGAAACCUUCACUUGGUAACAGUCACAUGAACCAAGUUCAUUUAAACUAAAGUUGGCAAGUUAUAUGAUGACACAACAGGCUAACUUUAGUUAGAACUGAUACAUGUAGGUGUUACCAUUUGAAGUCAUUUUUUUCAGUGCAGUGUCACACGGUGUAAAAUAGAAAUCAGCUCAUUGUCAUGAUGUGCAGUGGCCAGUUGUUAUCAGUUUGCUGUCGUUCAUCACAUGGAGACCAUAGCAGCAAUAUUUUGUACAGUCUUGCUUUUGAGUUCAUUUUAAUUGCCUUAUUGAGAGAUUUUACACGUAGAUCCAUUGUUGCUAUAUUUUUUUUUCUCUCCACGUGUUGUUGUAUUUAUUUCCUUUGUCAUAGUUGUGCUCCCGAGAAUGUGUACAUAAAAUUAUAAAUACAUAUAUAAAGAUAUACAAAUAUAUUUUCCAUUUGAAUUGGAGAAUAUUAUUUUUAUUUGGUUUUAUUUUUGCUGCUGGGCAAGAAAUGAUUGCAAUCUACAUAAUUUCCUGUAUCAUACUCUUCAGUGUGUUUAUUGAGAUGCAGCUGCUGUAUAUUUAUGUUCUAUAAACUACAGCUGUUUCUUUGUAAGAUAUCUCAAACAUGGAAAAGAAUUUUAGGUUAUACAUGUACAUGCAAAUCAAUAGGGAUUCUUCCAACUGUUCAGCUGUGUUGUGUAUGUGUUUUCAAUUCACCGUGUGCCCUCAUCCGAUAGGGAGAGUCCUUUACAGAGACAUAGCAUGAUUUCAAAAACAAAUAUGCAUAUCAGAAAUGUGUAUUUAUGUAUAUCUGUGUAUAUUCAUCUAUUUAUACGUGAGGAUAAAUAGAUGGUUGUAUGUGUGUGCGUGUUUGGACUCAAUCAGAAUGAAAACAAAAUAAAGCAGUUCUAUGAAUUGUUGUCCAUGGACAUGUCA
Solea senegalensis (Senegalese sole) is the source of this 6182-nucleotide messenger RNA. Its product is annotated as phosphatidylinositol 4-phosphate 5-kinase type-1 gamma-like. NCBI's taxonomy places the organism in Eukaryota, Metazoa, Chordata, Actinopteri, Pleuronectiformes, Soleidae. The record is from RefSeq and is a predicted model, not a curated record. Gene Ontology annotation, biological process: phosphatidylinositol metabolic process. Gene Ontology annotation, molecular function: phosphatidylinositol kinase activity. The coding region runs from base 31 to 2151 and encodes 706 amino acids. The transcript has 18 exons.